Molecule: messenger RNA, 760 nt
Organism: Elaeis guineensis (African oil palm)
Lineage: Eukaryota; Viridiplantae; Streptophyta; Magnoliopsida; Arecales; Arecaceae
Product: 17.1 kDa class II heat shock protein
Source: RefSeq, a predicted model, not a curated record
CCGACCCCUUAUCUCCGUGCAAACGAAAGCGGAGAUAGAUUUCUGUUCGAAAACCAAACCAAAGCACAAGGCGAGUGAGCUGCACUGCCCAGAGAUAGGUAUGGACCUGUUCGAGGAGCCCUUAUUCUCGACGCUGCAGCAGCUGAUGGAAAUCCCGGAGGAGAUGGAGAAGGCCUUCAAUGCGCCAACCCGCGCCUACGUCCGGGACCGGAAGGCGAUGGCGUCGACACCGGCGGAUGUGAAGGAGCUGCCGGGGGCGCUGCUGUUCCAGAUCGACGUGCCCGGGGUCAAGUCGGAGGAGAUCAAGGUUCAGGUGGAGGACGACCGUUUGCUGGUUGUCAGUGGCGAGCGGAAGCGGCCUGAGGAUAAGGAAGGCAAGUACCUUCGCAUGGAGCGCCGAAUGGGCAAAUUCAUGCGCAAGUUCCCACUGCCGCAGAACGCCAACCUGGACGCCAUCUCGGCGGUCUCCCAGGAUGGCGUGGUCACCAUCACCGUCGAGAAGUUGCCGCCGCCGGAGCCGAAGAAGCCCAAAACCAUCGAUGUCAAGGUCGCUUAAAAGGAUCGAGGGCAGGUGUCGUGAGAAUAUGAGAGGGAAGCAGGGUUCGGUUUGAGUGUCUGUUAUUGUAAGAUAAAUAAACGGUUUUUUUUUUCUAUAUAUCUUUUUUGCCCUUUUCUUUUCUCUUUUUUGUUUCGGGUGGUUAAAUGUUACAAGUCGUCCGGUGCAUUCACGUGUGAUGAACAAGAACUGUGUUUGUGUAAA